Molecule: messenger RNA, 1977 nt
Organism: Trichogramma pretiosum
Lineage: Eukaryota; Metazoa; Arthropoda; Insecta; Hymenoptera; Trichogrammatidae
Product: ankyrin-1-like
Exons: 3
Coding region: 1-1977 (658 amino acids)
Molecular function (GO): protein binding
Source: RefSeq, a predicted model, not a curated record
AUGUCCUCGCCCGCCAAAGAAAUCGAUUGGCUUCUCUUGCAGGCCGUCAAAAACAUAGAAAAUCAUCGAGAGCAACGAUUUGUUAAAUUCGUAAUCAGUAUCGGUUACAAAGACAAGCCUGACGUCGACGAAGACGGCAAGCCGUCGCCGCGUCGCACUACACCAGUGCAUCAAAUUGCCAGAUGCAGGCCCCUUAAUUUGGCUAUUGUAGUUCGGCAACUUUUUAAAUUAUACGACAGAUUUGAUGUAAAUUACACGGACGAGUUUGGCCUGACGCAUCUCCACGUUGCCUGCAUGACAGGAUGUCUCGAGGUCGUAAGGAAAUUUCUCGACUUCGGUCACGAUCCCAAUUGUCUCGAACCAGAAACUGGCGAUUCGCCGCUGCAUUUGGCUCUGGCUCAUAAAAGAACAGAAGUGGCGAAAUUGCUGCUGAAGAGUGGCGCCAAUCCGAAUUCGCUCAGUGACGACAAAUAUCGGCCUUUGCAAAUCAAUCUUCAAGACAAUGUGGGUAACACGCCGCUACUCUGGGCUCUGUUUCGUAGACGAAUAAAUUUGUUCGAAUUAUUGCUGAGGAACGGCGCGAAUCCAAAUAUAGCCAAUGCAGAUGGAUUGACACCUCUGCAAUAUAUUUGUCGGAAAUACCACGACGAUUUCCUGAUGGAGAUGCUCUUCGAUAUCAACGAGCAGAUCCAGCAGACGGUGCAGAUCGACUCCCAGGACAGUUGGGGUCGGACAGCACUGCACCUGGCUCUUACCGAUACAGACGUGCAUAAAACACGGAUUAUUCGCGGGCUAAUGAAAAGAGGCGCCAAUCCUAACUUGGCCGAUACGCACGGAUCGACGCCUCUGCACGUUAUAUGUAAGAGACGAUACGAGGACGAUUAUAAACUAGCGGAGAUGUUUUUCGAGCUCGGCGAUGAAAAUUAUCAGCCGGUGCAAAUCGAUCGUCAGGACGAGUUCGGUCGGACACCGCUGUACCUGGCUCUGUGUUACAACUACGUAAAAACGGCUGAGUUACUGCUAAGAAGAGGCGCGAAUCCGAACUUGGCGAAUUCCGAGGGAUUGACAGCUCUGCACAUUAUUUUCAAAGAAAAAUUUGGCUUAAUAGAGAAAUUUGUCACAGAAGGUAAACUUGACUUAAUUGAGAAAUUGCUGCUGAACACCGAUCCGAAUGUAGCCGAUGCAGAUGGAUCGACACUUCUGCACUGGAUUUGCAAUAGACAUUGCGAUAAUGACUUGGCAAAGAUAUUUUUUAAAAUCAACAAGGACAAAAAUCAGUGGGUGCAUGUCGACGCAGAGGACAAUUUUGGGCGGACGCCGCUUCAAUUGGCAGUGAAAAAUCUCUUGCCAUGCACAGUCGAUGUACUCUUGAAUCACGGCGCCGAUCUAUCUAGCUUCGUUUUUCCCUCCGAGAGUUUAAUAGACAAACGUAUUUCAAGUAGAAGGAGGAAUGGUUCUAAAAUUGUGAAAUUGAGACUAGCAGCUCGUGCUCUAGGCAUCGUCGAAUGUUUUCAUAACAGAGGAUACGAAUUGGACCAAAGCGGCGCCCUAUUGAUUAUGAAAUAUUUCGCUGAGCACGAAUUGUUCGCGACGUCGUCGGAUCUUGAAAAACGUUUGUGUGAAGAUAAGGACUUCGCGAGCAGGGCGAAAAAAAUAUCGAUAAAACCGGACCUGUCGCUCUUCGACCUGGUGCAGUUACGACCCGAAAAGGCUCAAAAACUACUCUUACAUACGGACUACUACAAAUUAACGAACUCAAAAAAGUGGUCGGACUUUCCUAAAGGACUUAAAAAGGCUUGUGAAAUUCAUCUGAGCGAGAAAUUAUCCAGAGGAUUUUUCAGGCGUUGGGCGGUUUAUCCUUUCUGGGAAUUCAUACACUAUCGGCUGCCACUCGAGUGCUGUGAAAUGGUCUUGGAGAAUUUGAAUAACGAAGAUUUAUAUAAUAUUUACUUGGCGGCUACAGGCCGAAGCUCCUGA